AUGCAUCUGGUAAAUUUUUUAAUUUUGGUGCAAAUUCUUUCGUGUUGUUGUCUUCCAGAAUAUCCUGAUCUAACUUAUCACAUAUUAUUUACUAAAGGAGUUGAAGCAUAUCAUGGAAAGGAAUGGUAUCGAUGUAUAUCAUUUUUAAAAAGAUCUAUCGAAGAUUUUAAAUUUUUUCACAAUACACUAAUCAAAUGUUAUAGAAAUUGUUUAUCUAUUGAUCAUAAGGCCAAUGUUGAAUUUCCCAACUUUGUGUUUUCUGCAGAAACUGAUGAAUACGAUUAUUUUCACCGACAUAUAAAUAAUACUCUAUGCUUAAUUAAAUGUCGAAAUAAAGAAUUUUCCUUUCGACCACUAAAUUUGCGAGAAACUAUUGAUGAUGCCUUUGAAAACUUUUUGCCAUAUGAUUAUUUACAAUACUGCUUCUAUAAAAUUGAUGAUAUUGAAAAUGCUAUAGCGCAUGCUUAUACCUAUUAUCUUUAUAAUCCUGAUAAUGAUGUUAUGAAAAAUAAUCUUAAGCUUUAUCAAAAUUUUACACAUUCUAAAGGUAGCUUUAAAAAUUUGGAAUUAGAAUACCAUCAUGAAUUUUAUAUGAAUGGAAUUCAAUCAUAUUUAUCAGAAAAUUGGUUUGAAGCUAUCGAUUAUUUUGAAGAGGCCUUAACACAGUAUUACAAAAAGGAUAAUGAAUGCCGAUUGCUUUGCCAUGGCCCUUACAAAAAAAUAUUUAAUUACGAUUUUAUUACCACUAUAUCAAAUAUUUAUGCCCUUCGGUUGAAAUGCAAUAGAAAUUGUAUUCGCAAAUUGAAUACAAUACCUGGAGAAAGGUCCGACGAUACCACGUAUUCGGAUAUAGACACGAAAUACCUGUUUCUAGAUGACUAUCUGAGAAGUCAUUACCAUUAUUUACAAUUCGCUUACUUCAAAACCGAAAAUUGGGAAUCCGCUGCUAAAAAUGUCGCCACUUAUUUUGUAUUCGACCCCUUCGACGAUGAUAUGAUGAAUAAUAAAAGAUUUUAUUUGUCCAGGGGAUUCGUUAAUCAAACGCAUUUUACGCCUCGACAGGAAGCCAUACUAUAUCACAAUAGGCAUUAUAAAGAAGCGUUAAUAUUAAACUUUAUAGAAGAAAACUUUAAUUCCCAAAUUAUAAAACGUCCUCAAAAAAAAUCGGAUUCUCCUGCCAUCGAUCACGUUUUAAAUAGUGUCGUUGAAAUUCCUGUCAGAGAAAAACGACAUUUAUGGAUAUCAUCCACUAAACAUCAAUGCACAGCGAAAAUAUACAAUAAAUUUUAUUUUUAAAGAUAAUAUAACAAAAUUUUAUAAAUGAUCGUGCAAUAUUUAUCAUAUUUAUACUAAUUAUGCAAUCAAUGUAUAUAUUUUUAUAAACUUUUAAUAUUUAAUUUUGUUUUUAAAUAACUAGUCUAUUU
This is a messenger RNA of Gordionus sp. m RMFG-2023, 1424 nucleotides long. Its product is annotated as cartilage-associated protein-like. The record is from RefSeq and is a predicted model, not a curated record. Gene Ontology annotation, biological process: collagen fibril organization. The coding region runs from base 1 to 1296 and encodes 431 amino acids. NCBI's taxonomy places the organism in Eukaryota, Metazoa, Nematomorpha, Gordioida, Chordodea, Parachordodidae. The transcript has 6 exons. Gene Ontology annotation, cellular component: endoplasmic reticulum. Gene Ontology annotation, molecular function: collagen binding; protein binding.